AUCGAUAUUCACCUGAUUUUCUAUCCUGUUCAAAAAAUGGGUAUGGCAAUCUCUAGGAUGUUGAAGAUGCUGUUUGCAAGGAAAGAAAUGAGAAUACUAAUGGUGGGUCUUGAUGCUGCUGGUAAAACCACUAUCCUCUACAAGCUCAAACUUGGAGAGGUUGUCACUACCAUACCCACAAUUGGGUUCAAUGUGGAAACUGUGGAAUACAAAAAUGUAAGCUUCACUGUCUGGGAUGUAGGAGGACAGGACAAGAUUCGGCCACUUUGGAGACACUAUUUCCAGAACACGCAGGGGCUUAUCUUUGUGGUGGAUAGCAAUGACAAAGACAGAGUUUCAGAAGCUAGAGACGAGCUCCAUCGAAUGCUAAGCGAGGAUGAACUCUCCAAUGCAACACUGCUUGUAUUUGCCAACAAGCAAGAUCUUCCAAAUGCCAUGAGUGUUUCCGAGAUCACUGAUAAGCUUGGCCUCCAUUCACUCCGCCAGCGCCGCUGGUACAUUCAGGCUGCUUGUGCCACUUCCGGGCAAGGACUUUAUGAGGGUCUUGAUUGGUUAUCCAGCAACAUCUCAAGCAAAACAUGAUACACCAACCACUUAUGAGACCAGAGUUUCUUAUAUAUUUCAGCAAAUGUUUGAUUAUGUGGUUGCAGUUGAUAAAUUAUACAUGUAUAUGUAUUGUAUGUGUACUUUUUGCAUACAGGCAUAAUUAUGUAGUUGAAUAUUCAUACUUCUGUAUGUAUCUUCUCUUUCAGUCUUUCUAGUCCUCUAAACAAAACAUUACAAUGUAUGUAUGUUUAUUAGUAGGGAUAUCAAUCCUGAUUCAUAGUUAAUAAUUUACUAAAAAUACAAAGCAUGAUUAGCAC
Messenger RNA from Fragaria vesca subsp. vesca, 863 nucleotides. RefSeq names its product ADP-ribosylation factor 1-like. Lineage: Eukaryota; Viridiplantae; Streptophyta; Magnoliopsida; Rosales; Rosaceae. Gene Ontology annotation, molecular function: GTP binding; GTPase activity. The transcript is spliced from 6 exons. Gene Ontology annotation, biological process: intracellular protein transport; vesicle-mediated transport. Bases 37 to 582 code for a protein of 181 amino acids. The record is from RefSeq and is a predicted model, not a curated record. Gene Ontology annotation, cellular component: cytoplasm.